UCGGCACUCAUUCACAAAUCGCAAGUGUAAAUGACAAGUCGGUACUAAUUCGUGGCAAUGUUCUACGCUCUCAUGCAUUACUCCGAAUCAGUGGACAAUACAUACAUAUAUACACAGUGGUGGCACAGUGACGAUUGGUGUGACAAUUCCCCGUGCUUCGAGCAUCAACAAAGAUAACACAAGUUCUUCACAUUCAGUGCAUUGAUUAUAAGAACUACGAGUUUCAUCGGUCAAUCGCGUCUGCUCCGUGGAGAAAAACAAACGUACCUGAGUUACUGAACUGACUCUGAGAGACGACGACAGAAGAAACUUGAAAAGAGUUUAGAGGAGAGGAAAAAGAUUUUUUGGAAAGAAGAAUAAAAGUGGAGAACAUGGCGACAGUACAGACUGCCCCUGAGAUGAGCCUGCCGACAGCCAUUCCCGUGAACCAGGAGAAGAACGACAUAGACCUGAUGGCGCUUACCAUGGCUGCGCUUCGGCUGGUGAACCCUUGGUCUGUGGAGACCAAGAGCUGGGCGCGUGAACCCGCAGCCCCAGACUCCAAAGACCGCGUCAUCACCCUCGCGGAAGUAGGCCUCCACGACUCCAUGAAUGACUGCUGGGUCGUCAUCUACGACCGCGUCUACGAUAUCACCAACUUCUUCAAUGAGCAUCCUGGUGGAGCAGACAUAAUGCUGGAGUAUGCCGGGCAGGACGCAAGCACUGCCUUCAGAAGUUCUGGCCACUCCCGCAUCGCCACCAAGGCACUAGAUCGCUUCCUCAUUGGAGAACUGCCGAUGCACGAACGCAUGUACCGGAGGCCGGGAGGCAUAAGGCUCAGUGACAUCCCGGAUUAGAGAAAUAUAUCUUAUCUGUGGCUUACACUCCACGGUUUACGGCAACACACAUUUUCCUUUGGUUCCCUUUAGUUACAAAGUCAUAAAUAGUCUAUUUUUCAUACUAUACAGUAGCCUAGUAACUUUUAUACUCCAUAUACUUCCCGUAGAUAUUUGAAUGUUUGUUUCUAUAAAUGUCAAUCGACAUUUUCCCAAGUACUUAAAAUGCUCUUACUAAAGCACUACUUAUCUUUUUUAAGGUCAUGCAUUCACAGAGUGUUAAAAAGAGAUUAUAUGUUUAUCAAAAGCAAUUAAUUGUUAUUGUUGAACUUUCAACGUCAGUUAAGUAUAGUCAGGUUAGAUAAGCUUGUAAAAGACAUAGUAUUAACUUUUAAUUACUUAUAUAUAAUAAUUAUUCUGCGUUUUUUCUUGACUGCAUUUACUUACUUACAUUUUCAAAAUGGGUAUACGUAAGAUCUAUAUCAUUAUUGUGUUUGAUAUUUUUCUGUAAGAUAACUAGAGUAUUGUGUGUAUGGCUUUGCAUUUAUUUAGUUUUAGGUUUUGUAUUUAAAUGUAGGUGGCAUUAGUUGUAUCUUUCAUCGCAGUAUUACAUACGAUGUAAUUAGCCGCUUUGUUACAUUCAUUAAUUGUAAGCGCCCAUCGGUAUGCCUGAAGAGUUCCUAUUGUUUUGUAACUUAUAUUAUUAUUAUCAAAAUAAAAAUAAUUUAUAUGACA
Molecule: messenger RNA, 1550 nt
Organism: Pectinophora gossypiella (pink bollworm)
Lineage: Eukaryota; Metazoa; Arthropoda; Insecta; Lepidoptera; Gelechiidae
Exons: 3
Coding region: 372-836 (154 amino acids)
Cellular component (GO): membrane; intracellular membrane-bounded organelle
Molecular function (GO): heme binding
Source: RefSeq, a predicted model, not a curated record